GCGUUUAUAGUCGGGUCUUAUUUACUCUUAUUUCCUUCUAAAGCCCGAGAGACCCCGAUUUCCCCCCACGGCAGCCGAAUUUCCCACCGUAUCUCGGGGACAUCGACCUCCAACCGUCCCAAACGGACACGGGAGAGGCAGGAAUCGGCGACCUUCAAGAGGGAGGAUCCUCAAAACGCCGAGGAAUCGAUCGUGGGAGUGGCGCGGCUCUCGGCACAAGCGGCUCGGAGGCGGGGCUCUAUUUUACUCAUUUUUACUCAUAUUUACUCAUUAUUAUCCACUCCCUCAACUCCUAAAUUCAUCCUUUGCUAUCUGUGACGUCUGUUGGAUAUUCAAUUACAAGAAGCUUAUUAUGAGGAGAAUGUAAUACGGGCAACGAGGUGAAAGGCAAGAUGUGUGGAGGUGGUGUGGUGAGCGCUCGAGGUCCCCGCCCCCCUCAGCAGCUGCCGCCGCGCCCUCUCUGCCUCCAUCGCCGCCGCCGCCGCCCCCAGUAACCCAUAGCAUCAUGACCACUGCCUAGACCCUCCCCCCCUUCUUUUUUUUUUCUUUUCCACAACCCCCCCACAUCACCACCCCAUAGCUGGCUUUCUCCUCCUUUCCCCUCCUCCUCCCCUCGUCCACAGCCCUUUCCCCCCACUAGACCUCUUGGUAACUUUAUACUCGACCUGCUAAUGACCUACUGUUGCUCUACUAUACAAAGUUUGCACGUUUUUCUCAUACAUCCAUUAUCUAUAUAUAUAUACACAUAUAUAUAUAUACAUACAUAAAAGGCUCAGGAAAAGAAGUAACCAGUUUGUACAAUUAACAAUCAUAACUUUGCAAAGGCCUUCAUUACUUGGUAGUCUUUUGGUUUUUGAUGAUAAUACCCCCUUUCUCUUUACCCACACACACCCCCUUGUCAGAAUCCACUGGGAAGGUUGUGCUACAUCGUCGCUUGUAGCCUUGUCCUUUUUGUUAUUAAUAAGGCCCCUUUGGUGGUUUCAGCAAAGAGUGGAGCUUUUGACUCUCCCUAGCCACAGAAAGAGCACUCUCUCGUCUAGAGCCUGUGUUCUAAGGCUCUAGAUUGAGAACUUUACCCAUCAUCUCAUCAUGCCCAAACUCUAAGAAUAUACAUUUUCUUUUUUCUUUUUUUCUUUUUUUUCCUUCCUUCCUUCGAAUUUAAUUUUGGGGAUAUUUACUCCUUUUUGGCCUUUGAUUUACUGCCACCUCUGUCCCCUAACGCCCACAAGUGCAUCUACUUUGCUUGAUUUCCCUCUGUCUCAUAAUACCGUUUUUGAUAAUUGUGUUUUAGUGGUUCCUAAAUUCCAAAUCCUUACACCUCAUUUACCAUUUACACUAGUAAGCUCCAACCCCUCCCCACCCAAAAAACCCGCCUAUAUGUGAUAUCAUUUUGAUGACGACAUGAUAACGACAAAAAUUAUCCAAGACCCAGCACUGUUUAAGUUGUUAUGAAGCUUGUACGGUGUGAGUGGGCGCCAUCACUGGUGGUGGAGUGGCUGUGUGGGGAACUGGAGGAGCGUGGCAUCCCAGGACCCACUUAUGCGCACACCCUCCUCUCCCUCCUCCACCACCACUACUGUCCCCAUCCUGCCCCUACGACACCCAUCUCUGCUUCCACCUGCUCGCCCAUCGGCACGGGCAACUACCAGCACCCCCUCUCUCGGCGCCACCUGGAUGACUUUGACCUGCGCGACCUGGACCUGGACGAUCUCCUAGGGCACACCGCGCACCCUGACGCUGAUCUUCCUGACUUUGCUACGUUUUCAACACAGCAGCGUGGAGGAAGUCGUCGUGCUCGAAAGCGUUACAAGGUUCGCCAGAAACAGCGUAUUCUGACCUCAGAGCAACUGCAGAAGGUGGCAGCCCUUCAGUGCCUCAUGUCUGCUUCUGAUGAGCGAUAUGAUCUAGAGAGCCUCAUAGAAGAACUCUGUGUACGCCUUAAGACUGCUGCAGAAAACGAGCACAACGUGACUAACAGCACCACCCCUUGUAAUAAUAAAUCCAUAGCACGGAAAGGAGGAUCACAAGAGAGCAUUAAUGACACUGAUGACUCGGCAUCAACAUCAACGCCGGAAGAACAAGCUGAGAAGUAUUAUGCAGCCUUUCCACCCCUAAGUAAAAACUGUAAAGAGAAUUGCAAAGAGAACUGCAUCCACGAGAAGCAAUGGCAGCCAGGAAAGGCACUAUGUUCAUGUGUUUGGGAGAACCAGAAGCCUUCAUUUUCCUCGAGUCGUGAAACCCUAAAGCUGAGCAGUAGUAAGAUGCCUCGCUCUCACCGCAAGAAAGGUCGUGAGAAGAAGGAGAAGAAAGAAGUGGAGGCCAAGUUUGAUGUGCCCGAGGGUCACGAGGGCAGCAGGAGACAUCACCAUGUGUCAUUCACAUGGCAUGCGGCCUCCAAGCACCGCGAUUCCAAGUUGAGCGAGAGCUACGACACAGAUAGUGCCUCGGAGCAUGAGCGCAGCGGCGAGAGGAGGAGGAAGAAGUUCCUGGGCCCUCUCUUGGACGAGGACAUUGGGGAAGGCUACAUUGGAGACACAAGUUCACGUGAGAGUUCUGAAGACCGAGACAAGGGUGAGCAGGAUCAGGAAAAGGGGAAAGGAGACAAAAGUGAUAAGAAUUAUGGAUCAGCUGUGCAGGAGAAGAACAGGGCAAGCCAGGAAGAAUGGGAGUGCAUGGGGGACUUGCUAAUGGAGGCAAAUCAACACGAGAGUGGUGUGCCACCAACGAGCGGAGGUGGCCGUCUCUUUGAGCGUGGAAGCACCUCAGGGGGCACCAGUGGCUCCAGUAGCGAUGUUGAGACAUAUCCCUAUGCAGAAGUAGACCAGGAGGCUGAAAGUGUGCGGCAGUUAGAGAGGAAAAUUUCAGAUACGGUGGCACAGGUGUGGGGCCAGGCAAGUGAACAUCUAAGUCAUGGUCAAGGAGAACACGUAUGGGAUCCCCCUUCUAUGGAGGAACUGACUCUCUACACUGCUAUAUGUGGCUUGAGCUUCCCUGACCCACAUGGGACCCAAGACUUGGCUGCCAUAGAGCAGAUACCAUGCAGUGAAACUGUCCAUGCAUCUUUGAUAUCAAAUAUCGAAGGAUGGCAGCAGAGUCAGUCCUGGCAAGCCCUUGAUCUCAUCACCCAAACUGACCCUCUCCUGUGUAACAUUAGUUGCCAAAGCCCACAGGAGAGUCACAAGGUUGAUGCUGGAAAGGAUGCCAGUGCCCUCAUUCACCUGACCAGUAGCCUAGAAAAGUCCAUUUGGUCUGACUGUAAUGCCAACAAUAUCUCUGGCAGUGAAGGCACCUUGUCAGCUUGCAUAGAGGACCCUCACCUCAGCAACAUUUUAGAAAGUAGAAAAAGCGACAGCUGCCACACAACUGAGGAGCUGGAGAAUAAAUUAUGCGAGUCAUUCAUGAAGCUAGGCUUGGAAAAUCUAUGGGAAAAUACUCUAGGCCUGGAAGGUGUGUUUGAGGACCCUAGUGUAAAUAAUUGUACCUUAGAAUAUAUAUCUGAAAAUAAUAGUGGCGAAGGAGUUCGGACAGAUUCAGAACAUGAGAAGAUGAUGGCCCUUGUGGAAGAUGUUUGUAAAAGUUAUGAGUCACAAGAAGAAAGCGCUAUGGAUAGCUCGCUGCUGAAGCAGCUGCCAUCUGGUCCAACAGGGCCUCAGGCUGAUCUGCAUCACACUGAAAGCAGUGGGUUCUCCAUGGUGGUUCCUCGUGGCAAAAGCACAGAACUUGGGGCCCCUCCUGACCCCCUUAACGAAAGUAUGUUGUUGGGCCAUAGCCAUGCUGGACACCUUGGGAGUAUGGACACUUUACCUCUCGGCCAGGAUGAGGAAAACCUGCUCACUUCUCCUCGAACACACUUCAGGCCCAUCCGUCAGGAAAGCAUUGGGAGCACAGCUGACGACCACUAUGAGGACGGGACGAUGUUUAUCAUCAACUCAGAGCGGCCAGAUCUGCCCUUCCAGAGGACAAGCAGUGGGGCCUUAUUCCUGGAGAGCGACCUUCUUGAAGGUUCACCCAAGAAGUACAUGGUGUACAAGGAACCUGUGCCUAAGGUUGCUCCACCAGACGAGGAGGAAGAACUCGUAUCCCAUAACCCCUAUCCAGCUGUUGCAUUAAUACCUAAAUUCAAAGUAGUCAAUAAUGAGAAGUUCUGCCAAACAGAGACAGCAACUGCCACCACUAAUGGGAGGCCCUCCACCAUCAAUGAGAAGCGGGCAUCAUAUGAAACAGGUGGAAUCAUUGAGGGCUUUGGCCACAGCCAGGAUGAGGAGCCAGAUGUGUUUGAGUUCCAACACCAGGACUUCCCAGAUAACAAAAAUUUGGCACAAAUUUGGAAGAAUGAGAUCCAGACAUCAGAAACUUCCUUCCCAAGAAAUAUAUGGCAUAUCAACACAGACUGCGAUAGAGGAGACGGAUGGCCCCAUUUGCAAGAGCUGGAGGGAGCUGGCCUCUCUAGCAGUGCCUGGCUAAGCAGGGGAGGGGAAGGUGGCGCUAUAGGCUGGAGCAGUGAGGGUCACUUUGAGACCCCUGCUGAAGUGAUGAUGAAUCAGAGGUCGGAGGCACUAGCUUCUCUCUGGCAUUGCGACAGCCCUUCUGCUUCCCCAUCCUUCCCUGCAUCAAUCCCUAAUCUUCAAGCUCUUUGGACAGAUGCAAAUCCACAUGCUAUAGAUAAUACUGAUCCAGAUACGGGCAGAUCUAAAAUGUAUAUUAUAACGAAUCCAACAACUCAUAUUCCUGAAAACUGCAGUGUCAUGUCUUCUCUAGCAGAAGUCAGUCCUUGGAAACCUGGAAGCACAUGUAGUAUGGAAAGCAGUGUGAAAAAUAGAAGGGACCAGCUUUGGGCAGAGAAGUCAUUGUCAAGCCAUCAUCGUACUCUACUUCAAGAAGUCAGUUUUAGUAAAAGGAGUGAUGAUGCAAGCAGCAGUAAUAAUAUAGAUAUCCCAGGGGUUUGUCCAGAGUUAAGGUUAGAAGUUGACCAAGAGGCAGAUGAACUCUUGGGAGCAGUUCAUGCUCAGACCUCAAGCAACCUCUCUCACUGCCAAACCCAUCUACCUAGUGGCCGCUCCCUGCUACCAGACCACCAUUCACCCCGUCCCCUGCAUGAACGGCUAAAAAAAUGUAGUUCAGGAAAUCCUGUGAGCAAGACUACACCUUCUGUUAUUCCCGAUUAUAAGUUUAAGGGGGAAGACCUUGAGCGAGAGGACCUGGAUGAUUUGGCUCCAGGAUGGGAGCUCAAUGAUGGCUUUGAGUGGGAACCCCAGACCUCUGGAGACCCUGAUGACGAGGAGUGUCCAGAUGGAUUAGGGGAUGAUGAUGACGGGGAAAGUGGAGAGGUUCUCUUGUACGAGACAGAGGAUGGCACAACGUACACCAUCCCUGUGGAGUACCUGGAUGACACCCUCUAUGACCAGAUAUUUGGUGCCACGGAACCUGCCACUCAGCGCCUUGGAGGGUCCCUGCCUGAUUUGCCAUCAGGCCACCCCACUGCUAUACGUUUCUCUAGUGAAUUAGAAGACGAGUGGAAAAAGAGUGGUAUUCCUUAUAAGGUCCAAUUACCACGAAAGCCAAGGCCAGGGAGGUGGAUACCCCCUUCUCGGCGGCCCUGUACCUUCUUUAUGGAAGGGAGCUGUCGUCGCAGUGACUGCAAAUUCUCUCACGACCUGUCGUCCAUUACCUGCAGGUUCUGGGAAGAGGGCUCUUGCCUGAAGGGCAUCACCUGCCCCUUCCUGCACGGCUACCCCCUACGUAGACGGCGCAACAAGAGUGAAGGUGCAGUACACAGCGAAGUGGACAGAGCCGAGCACCAUAGUUCCUCCUUUGAAAUAGACUCCGAGAUGGACUUUCCUACCCUCGGGUCAUCCUGUGAGAGUAAGCCAGGAUGUGCUGAUGAGCGCAUUCACCUGGCACCUAGCAUAGGCAGCAGCAGUAGUAGUCAACACAUUACCAGGAAAAAGAAACGGAAGUUUAUCACGAUAACAAAGAAUGUUCUAGGAGAGGUUAAAAGUGCAGAAGCUGAGCGGGCUAUUCGGCGUCGAGCUGCACUGAGGAGAGAGAGACGCCGGCGCCACACGGACACAACCACCGCCAACACUGAGCUGCACACUGCUGCGCCAAACAGCGAUGCGCCUCCGCCAGUACAGCACAACCCGAACACCCUCAGAAAAGCCGAGCGCCACCGUGCCUCUGCCUCGGGCCAUGAAGACGGCACUGUGUCGGAUUAUUGACAGUGUGUCGCCUAGUCGGGAUUAUACAAUGUGUUGUUCUUUUCUUUUUUUAUUUAUUUUUUUCUUUUUCUUUUUUCCUUUUUCUACUUUGAUCUCUCUCUCUCACUCAACCAACAAGGCAGCGUGUGUGAAGUGGGAUGUUUUUUGGCGACAUCGUGUUUCUGCCUGCAGUUGUACGGAACACCUGGGGCCAAACUGCUCAAGAACAUUUUAGCAUGUUGAAAAAUAGUUCAGACAUUUGUUUAGCAGUUGUGCUGUCUGCACGGAACUGUGGCAGCACUCAAAUCAGUUCUUGACACUCUUGCAAGAAGAUAAUGCCAUUUAUGGAGCAACGAGUUCCAACAAUUUUUUAUUAUUAUUAUUAUUAUUGUUAUUAUUGUUAUUAUCAUUAUCAUCAUUAUUAUUAUCAUUAUCAUUGUUAUAAUUGUUAUCAGCAGUAUUAUUAUUAUGAUAUGAAAAAAUAAUUCAUAAAAGGAAAUGUUAUUGUCAUUGUGAGCAUACAUAAGAAAGAAUAUGAAUCAUAUGAGUUUUGUAAGUCUGGAAACUUAUAUAGCAAGGCACGAUUUUUCUUUUUUUCUUUUUUUUCUUCUAUUUUUUUUUUUUUUUUUACUUUUUUUUUUCGUUUUCAUUUUGAGGAUUAUCAUUUUGUACGAUUUUGUAAUUGUCUACACUUUACUUCUGAUUUACCUAUUGGUAUGUUUGAAUAUGUAUUUUGUGGUGUUUAUAUGAGUAAAACCAUUUUUUUUAAACCAAGCCCUCUUGCAGUAGGUAGUGAUAAGUUGCUACAUUUCAGGGAUUCUGUACUACUUUUGUGAAGAACAAGUGAGCAACAUGUUGAAGGUCAUUGAAUUCCACUGUACUAUGCACAACAUUAAACACAACAAAGUACUUGCUUCAAUGUUGAACUUACCAUAACCUUCACUGCUUGUGGCCUGUUUUAAAAAAAAGUCAGACGAUAUAUCCUUUAGUUAGCAGAAAGGACAAAAUCAUAAAGUCAAACAUUUUAUACACCCUUUUCAAUAGUGUUGUUCCAAUACUUGUUGUGAACAGUAGAUAGCGAUCCAAACCUUUUUUUCCCAUUGGCCCAUUUUUGUACAGCUUUUUGUACAUUUUCUUUUCAAAGCUCCCUUACUUGUGGCCAGUACAACAGACCCUUCUGGUAAAUUUUAUCCAGUCCACUGAUUUUUUGUUAGGUCGGAUAUUUGCACUAGUUCCUGUAAUCCAGGUUUGCAGCAGCAGCGCUUGAAAGAGAAGGAGCGGAAACUAUGUGAAGGCUGCAGUGCAUAUUUAUUAUUAUUCUUAUCAUUAUAAUUAUUAUUGUUAUCAUUAUCAUUAUUAUUAUUAUUAAUAAUACCAUCAUCAUUAGGUAAAAUCAUUGUUAUUAUUACUAUUGUCAUGAUUAUUAACAUCAUCAUCAUCCAAGAAAGUUUUUUUUUUAUUAAUUUGUUUUUCAUUUUAUUUUUUUGAUAACAUUAACUUUACUUUUUGAAAAAUUCUUACUUUACCAAUGUGAAUAAUUGUCAUAGAAAUAUGUAAAGAAAAUCUCCUCCAAAAGCAACACAGCACAUACAUAUGUGGGUGUUUGUACAUUCAGUUUAAUUCUCGUGCUGUAGAUAGAGGAGUUACAGCAAGAGAAAAAAAGACCCUAGUGGUUCCCCAAUGGUGAACAGAGCAUUAGUCAUGUGGCUGGCUCUGCUCAAACAUUCAUGCGCUAGUGCAUGUCCUAUCUUUAUGCUCUCGUGUGUCUAUCCACACUUCCCAGCCUCUUGCUAGUGCGCUGUGGUUGAUAAGUAGAAACAAGAGAGUAGUUAGGUCAUGAGCAUAAUGUGUAUGAAGCUCCCUGUCACAUAGAGUUAGAGAUUUAGGUCUAACUCUUGACAGUUCCAGCUCAACAUUUAAAAUGUGGAGUUGUUGAUGCAGAAGCAUGGGCUCAGGCGAUCAUGUCCCCUGCUUAUGCAUACGUUGGGCUCAUUGUGUACUGAUUUGCAUGUGAAAUCUGUUUUGUGGCACGGUAAAGGACUUUCAGCCAUCAUGGCGGAGAAAACGAGGCCACUGUAAAUAGACUUGAAGACUUGCUCUCAAGCGAGGACUAGAGUUGGCUCGGUGUAUGAUGAGUGCCACAUUAGGAGAACAGUGACGUGCCAAUCCCUGAGUGAUAGCUUGGUAGGUCCUCAGCGAUACCCAACCAUCACUCAGCUGCCUGUGGGCCUCACAACAUGAUCCCUGUUCUCUCUUGUUUUUCUACUGUAUUAGGAUGUUACUUUAAACCAGGAGUGUGUGAGUGUGAGGAGGUUGCUGAAUAAGCCUUCACAAGUUCUUUUGUUAUUUCUGAGUAACAUCACGUUGGCAAAGAUACUCCUUCUAGUCAAGCAACCCAAAGUGUUAUUAGUUCUUUUGAGUUAACUUUCUAAAUCUGUGAGGUCACAAACUUCUGUUUUAAGAGAAAUUAGGAUUCUUUUGCAGUACAUCUGCAAAACUGAUCAGUAGACUCAUGUUUUAAGUUUGUGGAAUCUCACAUGUGUGAGUAUGAUAAACAUGUAUUUUAUGGCAUUUUUUGUCCUUUUAACAAGAAGCAAUAAUGUAAUAAGAUGAAAAUAAAGAGAGAACACGAAGA
Messenger RNA from Penaeus chinensis, 8832 nucleotides. RefSeq lists its product as uncharacterized. Gene Ontology annotation, molecular function: RNA binding; metal ion binding. NCBI's taxonomy places the organism in Eukaryota, Metazoa, Arthropoda, Malacostraca, Decapoda, Penaeidae. The transcript is spliced from 12 exons. The coding region runs from base 1449 to 6218 and encodes 1589 amino acids. The record is from RefSeq and is a predicted model, not a curated record. Gene Ontology annotation, cellular component: nucleus. Gene Ontology annotation, biological process: negative regulation of DNA-templated transcription.